Molecule: messenger RNA, 7005 nt
Organism: Daphnia pulicaria
Lineage: Eukaryota; Metazoa; Arthropoda; Branchiopoda; Diplostraca; Daphniidae
Exons: 14
Coding region: 1-7005 (2334 amino acids)
Biological process (GO): telomere maintenance; DNA repair
Molecular function (GO): DNA helicase activity
Source: RefSeq, a predicted model, not a curated record
AUGGUGAAAAUUUUUCCUGUAGUGUACAAUCGAGGUGAGUGCCUGCCUUCCUCACUUGCGGCCCAUGACUGGCAUCAGGAAUUUAAUUGUCAGCCUGUAGUGUUAUCGAAAGGACUGCAUUUCCUUCUUCGAGCCCAUGACUGGCAUCAGGAUUAUCAUAGUCAGCCUGUAGUGUACAAUCGAGGUGAGUGCCUGCCUUCCUCACUUGCGGCCCAUGACUGGCAUCAGGAAUUUAAUUGUCAGCCUGUAGUGUUAUCGAAAGGACUGCAUUUCCUUCUUCGAGCCCAUGACUGGCAUCAGGAUUAUCAUAGUCAGCCUGUAGUGUACAAUCGAGGUGAGUGCCUGCCUUCCUCACUUGCGGCCCAUGACUGGCAUCAGGAAUUUAAUUGUCAGCCUGUAGUGUUAUCGAAAGGACUGCAUUUCCUUCUUCGAGCCCAUGACUGGCAUCAGGAUUAUCAUAGUCAGCCUGUAGUUUACAAUCGAAUUGAGAGCCUUCCUCACUUUCGACCUACGACUGGCAUCAGGAAUUUAAUUGUCAGCUUUCACAAAUAUUUUCAUUCACCAGCCUGUAGUGUUCCGUCGAAGGUACUCCGUUUCUCGCUUCCAGCCAACGACCGGCAUCAGGACUUUAAUUGUCAGCACGAUCUUCAAGUCGCCAUUCACUUCCGCUCCGAGAUGUCUUCCAGCUUACUUCUAACUUCCUACGGCAUCAGGACACUCAUUGCUCAACCUGCUAAAGACUUAUUAGUUGUGGUGUCCGACGGUUUUCAGCCAAUUUGUGCUGGUCUUGGUAUAGAGGUUAGCAUUUUGGCUUUUAACAGUCACAAUUGCGAUAAAAAUCCCGAUCAAGUCAGCAUCAAGUUGAGCGCAAAUGAAAAUAAUUGCAUAAUUGUUGACAUUUUUGGGGGUCAGUCAUUGGGUUAUUUUGCUGAUUUGAAAAUGCCACCGCGUCGCGAAUUAACUCGAGAGGAAAAAGAUGAGAAGAAUAGGAAGGCUAGGGAAAAAAGAAGUAACGAAGACCCGGAGGCUAAGGAAGUGCGAUUGGCGGCUAAUAGGGAAAGGGCCAAGAUCGCUCGUGAAGAGAAGCGACGUCGGCUCAAUCCCGAAGAAGUUCAGGUUGCAAAAAAUUUGAAUGCGAAAAAGGCUAGGGAAGAGCGUCAGGCAGAGGCACCUGACGAGAGAGCGUUGAGGCAGAGGUUAGAUGCUGAGCGGAAGAGAGUCGCCCGUGCUAACGAGACUCAGGUUGAACAUGAAGCUAGACUGCAUGAUCAGCGAAUCCGUCAGCAACUCCUUCGACAGGAACAAGCGGAAGAAGAAAAUCGUGCUCGACUGUUAGCCGAGGCGGAGCGGCAAGCAGUUUUUCGUCAAGAAGAAGAAAAUCGUGCGCGACUGUUAGCCGAGGUGGAGCGGCAAGCAGUUCUUCGUCAAGAAGAAGAAAAUCGUGCGCGACUGUUAGCCGAGGCGGAGCGGCAAGCAGAUCUUCGUCAAGAUGAACAAAUUCGAGCUCGAUUGCAAGCCGAGGCAGAGCGGCAAGCUGCUCUUCGUCAACAAGAAGCAGCAAUUAUUCUACGAGCGAUGAAUCAGAGACCUGCAUGUGAUCGCCCAAGAGUUGUUCUUGCUAAUGAUGCUGUGGCAGAGCGUCCAGCAAGACAACAACAUCAGGCAAGAAAGAGAGCUGCUGACGACACCGAAACUGCUGAAGAACAACGAGCUAGGUUGCAAGCCCAGGCAUUGCGGAAGAAAUUUCUGCGGAGAGAUGAAUCGGAAGCAGAGAGAUCAGCAAGACUUCAAGAUCAGGCAUUGAGGCAAAAAUCUCUGCGGAACGAGGAAUCUGAAGCAGAGAGAUCUUCUAGACUUUGUGAGCAGGCCUUGCGUCAAAAUUCUUUGCGGAAAGAGGAAUCUGAAGCAGAGAAGUGGGCUAGACAACGAGCGCAGGCGCUACGCCAAAAAACUCUGCGGAAUGAGCAAAUUGAAGCAGAGAAAUUGGCAAGACUCCGGGAACAGACCUUGCAGCAAAAUUCUCUGCGGAAAGAAGAAUCCGAAGCAGAAAAAUGGGCAAGACAGCGGGCACAGGCACUACGACAGAAAUCUCUACGGGAUAAGGAACUUGUAGCAGAGAGGCUUGCUCGACUUGGCGAUAAGUCAUUACGCCAGGAAGCUGUACGUUGCAGAGCAACAGGAGAAGAAAGAUUGGAGCGUGCUAUGGCUGAUAGAUUUUUUCACGAAGUAAAUCUCCUCAACGAAACUGAGCAGGAAGCUGCAGAACGACGUGAGCAGCACACAGAAGUCAUGACUGAUUAUAGAGCGACUGAAAAUGAGGAAGAAACAGCUGAUAGGCGUGAAGAGGAUAGGUUGCGAACAGAGCUACAGCGAGAACAUCAAUUUGAACGAGAGCGAGAAGAGGAAGAACUGCGAGCAAGAAAUGCGCUUCAACACGCCGAAAUUGUUCCCGUUGAAACCGCAGACCACGAAGCUUUUCUUCGUGAGAUGCACCUUGAUCGCAACCGUGCUGGAAAUCGGCGAACGCAUCGGAUAGCUUGCAAAGACAUUGUUGUAGAGGAUCGGGUUCAUUUGCUUGACAUUGGAGAUUUGACCAAGAUUUGUGCUGAGUGUGACGCCAAACACUUUGAAAAAGAGAUGCCAAAAGAUCAAAAGUUUCAGCGAUGCUGCGGAAAGGGAAAAGUAAUUAUUCCACCACCAAAGCCAUGUCCGCAACCCUUGGCCAGUCUCUUGCAAAAUCAGCAUCGAAAGUCCAAGCAAUUCAUGAAGCAAAUUCGAAACUACAACAGUGCUCACGCUUUUGCUUCGCUUGGAGCAAACCAAUCUCCACCACCAAACCGAGGCCCCUACUGCUAUCGAAUUCAUGGCCAGAUUUACCAUCAAAUCACUCCGCUUGGUCCAACACCAAAUCCCAGAUAUGCAGAUCUGUAUUUUUUGGACUCGGCGCAGGCCACUGAUUAUAGGGCAAAUAUCCAGGCAAUGUCGGGUUGUUGUAGAAUAUUGAUGGAAGAAUUGGACGCUAUGCUUCGAGAGAAGAAUCCGUACGCCUUGGUUUACAAGAUGAUGCGCCAAGUUCUUGAAGAAGAAUACGUUCAACGCCAGGCCGCAAAUCUUCCUCACUACACUGUCGGCAUGAUCAUCACUUGUGAUAGAAGAAAUGUCGACCAGCGGCGCUACAACUGCCCGACGGCCCACGAGAUAGCAGUAGUAUUCAAAAGCUCUGAUGGAGCUCCGCCAUCCAACAGAGAUAUUCGUGGCCAUCUCUAUAUUCCCGUCAGAGGCCGACGUUUCAUCCAGAUUAACACACAGAAGCCCAUGUGUGAUCCGAUGUGUUAUCCUCUGCUAUUCCCCAACGGUGAAGAUGGUUGGCAUGCUCACAUGAAUUAUAACACCACCAGUCGGAGGGAAAGAGAUGAAGCAGCAGCAAUGGCAAUGAUUGUUGAUGAGGAUGAAGACGAGCAGAUUGAUCCCCUGUGGCCCAACCCCAGAGUGUUAAUUCGUGAAGAAGUCGCCGCAGCAGAUGGCAAUGCUGAGAUUGAAAAUGAGCGAAAUGUAGAACCGGAACCAGCCGAAGCAGACGAGAACGAUGAUCAACAACCAAACAGGAACAGAGGCCCACGCUCAAGAGUGACGCAAGCCGAGUUCUACAGUUCAAUCAUGUCAAUCCGCGGUGAUUUCAAUAUCGUUUUGUCCGGGGGUGCCCUCACUCAGCAAUAUUUUGUCGAUUCUUACGUCAAGACCGAGGGGAAUCGCAUAGAUUGGCUCAGAAAACACCAGACAGAGCUGCAUGUUGAGCGCUACUGCGGUCUGAUGGAUUACAUCAACAAUCGAGCGGAAAGAGAAAAUGUGGAAGUUGGCACUAUCUACAUUCUCCCUUCGUCCUUCAUUGGCAGUCCUCGAGCCAUGAAGCAAAAUUAUCAAGACGCGAUGGCAAUUGUUGCCAAAUUUGGAAAACCAACUUUUUUUUUAACGUUUACUUGCAAUCCCAAGUGGAGAGAAAUUACGGCAAAUAUUGCGAACUAUCAGACAGCUUCUGAUCGUCCCGAUAUGGUCGCACGAGUCUUCCACUUGAAGAAAAAAGAGUUGGUCGACGACAUCGAGAAAAAGCAAGUUUUGGGUUUCGCCACAGCUCAUAUCGAAGUCAUCGAAUUUCAAAAACGCGGUCUUCCUCAUUGCCACAUGCUGAUCUGGAUCGAUAAGAGAGAUGCCCCUUUAUCACCAGAAGAUAUGGACAAGACCAUUUGUGCGGAAAUUCCCGACAAGUCCCUCCAUCCAAGACUCUACGCCGCUGUUAUGGCUCACAUGAUCCACGGCCCGUGUGGAGCCAUCAACAAAAAGUCUCCUUGCAUGGAUGUUGAAGGGUGCACCAAAAAGUUUCCGAAAGAUUUCAUCGCAGGAACCAUCAUCAACGACAACGGCUAUCCGACUUAUAGAAGAAGAGACACUGGAGUUAAACAUCCGUUGAAAAGAGGGAAUGUCGUCUAUGAAGUAGACAACAGAUGGGUUGUGCCUUAUAACCCUUGGUUGCUGCUGAAAUAUGACUGUCACAUAAACCUCGAAUCCUGCGCUUCACUCACCAGUGUCAAAUACAUCUUUAAGUACGUGUACAAAGGCCAUGACAGCGGAAACAUUGAGACAAAAAAGGGAACGCAUCAGCAAGUUGAAGGUGAAGAUGAGCCGACAUUCGUGUGGGACGAAAUCACUACUUUUUUGGACACGCGUUACGUCAGCGCACCAGAAGCCGCCUGGAGAAUCAAUAAGUUUCCCCUCAGCAAUCGUUCCCAUGUCAUCUUCCGACUUGCCGUACAUCUUCCAUUGGAACAGUCCGUCUUUUUUCACCCGGGCAACGAGGAACAAGCAGUCGCCAACGCCGCUUUGAAAGAAACGACUUUAACUGCUUUUUUCAUCUUGAACCGGGAUAAUGAAGAAGCGAGGCAGUAUUUUUACAGAGAGAUUGUCAACCAUUUUGCUUUCGUCAAGGUUGGUGGCCGUAAUUUCUGGAAGCGACGAGUUCAAAAUCUCAAAAUCAUUGGCCGAUUGUACACGGUGAGUGUCCGUCAAAUUGAGCGAUUCUGCCUGCGCUUGCUCCUCAUUAACGUCAAAGGACCGACCAGUUUUGAAAAUCUUCGAACAGUCAACGGUGUAAUUUUACCGACGUUUAAAGCAGCCGCCGCUGCCUUAAAUUUGUUGGAAGAUGACAGCGUUUGGGAGAGGACACUGGACGAUGCGGCCGCCUUUGAAAUGCCAGAACGAUUGCGACAGCUUUUUGUUGACAUUUGUCUGUUUUGCAAUCCUACGGAUGCUCUUUAUCUCUUUGAGCGAUCUUUGCCUCAGCUAAUGGAAGAUUUUAUUCGUAAUGGUCACGACGCCGAAAUAGCAAAAAACUUGACUUUGAAAUUUAUUCAAGACAAGCUACUUCUCAACAAUCAAACGAUGGAAAAUCUCUCAUUGCCUGUUCCUGAUUUUCAGCUUAUUCAUCGUCUUAUCGCGGCUCAACUCGAAGAAAAUGCUGAAAUUUCUAUGAGAGAGAAGAGAAGAUUAGGUGAAUUGAUGGUUAGUCAGUUGAACGAAGGUCAACGGGCUGCCUUCGAUCAAGUCAUGGCUGCCGUCAACGAUACUGAAAAUGCAAUUCCGCAUCAGUAUUUCUUGGAUGGCCCUGGAGGAACGGGGAAGACGUUCCUGUACAACACUCUCAUCACCGUACUGCAGGGACAAGGGAAAACAGUGAUCGCCGUUGCGUCUACCGGCAUCGCUUCUACGUUGUUGAUUGACGGCACAACGUAUCAUUCCCAAUUCAAGAUUUACCCUCCAAUCACUGAAGCGACCAGAUCAAAAAUCGAAGAUGGUAGCUUCCUCGCCCAUUUGAUCAGAAGUGCAGUUCUCAUCAUUUCUGACGAAGCCACCAUGAAGACAAAUCACGCCCUUAGUGCUUUCAAUUUCCUGUUCCAAAAGUUGCACAAGAACAAUCUUCCUCACGGUGGUAAAGUGCUCCUUCUUGGUGGCGAUUUUCGUCAGUGUUUACCGGUCGUCCGACACGGAAACAGGGUGACAGUGCUGGAAGUCACUAUCCGAAACAAUGACACUUGGCCUCAGUUUCAACAACUUCGUCUGACUCAAAAUAUGCGUACCGUGGCCGGCAGUCAAGACUACGCCGAUUGGCUCAUUCAGCUUGGAAACGGAACUCUACCGACGCAUCCAAAAUUGAACAUCCCCGAUAUGAUUGAAAUUCCUAAAGAAUUUUUCAAUUAUAACCGGAGUUUAGUCGAGCACGUCUUUGGUGAUCCUGCUCAACUGUUAGAUCCUGUCGUAUCUCAACAAAUAUGCAGUCGCGCUAUUCUUUGUCCGAAAAACGGCGAUUGCUUACGAAUCAACAAUCAGAUCAUCAAAGACAUGCCCGGUACGCUUCAUGAGUACAGAAGCAUCGAUACCAUCGACUCUGACGACCCUGAAGAAAUUUCAAAUUACCCAACCGAAGUUCUCAACUCCUUUGACGUCUCCGGAAUUCCCACCCAUUUGCUGAAAAUGAAAGUGGGAGCCGUCAUCAUUCUUCUGAAGAAUAUCGAUUCGCGUCAGGGACUUUGCAAUGGGACCCGGCUCAUCAUCAGGGCGCUUAGAGAAAAUCUGAUCGUUGCAGAAAUUGCUGCUGGAAAAAACAAGGGGCACAUCGUCUACAUCCCGCGGAUGAUGAUGUCCCCAACUGAUUCGGAUCUUCCAGUCAUCCUCAAGAGGCUCCAGUUUCCCGUUUUGUUGGCGUUUGCGAUGACCAUCACAAAGUCACAGGGCCAAACGUUUGAUCGGGUCGGAAUAUUACUUCCAGAACCCGUCUUCAGUCAUGGCCAGCUGUAUGUGGCCUUCUCCAGAGCUACAUCGAAAGACGGAGUCCGAGUCGAGAUUGCUGAGUCUGGGAAACAAGGCAAGCUUCUCAAAAAUCAUCCGACAGCCACCGAAGAAGAAAAGAAAAAGGUGUUUACUUUAAAUGUUGUCUUUAAAGAAGUUUUAUUGUAA